Molecule: messenger RNA, 2184 nt
Organism: Sphenostylis stenocarpa
Lineage: Eukaryota; Viridiplantae; Streptophyta; Magnoliopsida; Fabales; Fabaceae
Source: the annotation of a GenBank genome assembly
AUGGAAGACGACGGUGGAGAGAGUUCGAGUUUCGUUGUCGGUCUCAUCGAGAACAGAGCGAAAGAGAAUCGGACAGGGGAGCUUAUGAAUAUUGCUCUGGUUAUCACUUAUGAAAAGAAAACGGGAAGUUCUCUUAUGGUUGGAUUAGCUGCUUUCGAUUUGAGAUCAGCUUCACUGCAUCUUUCUCAAUAUAUUGAAACUAGCAGUUCAUAUCAAAACACAAAGACGCUACUGCAUUUCUAUGAUCCCGUAGUGAUCAUUCUUCCUCCAAACAAGUUAGCCUCCAAUUGCUCCAGUGCAGUUGCAGAAUUGGUUGAUAGAUUGUACGGUUCGGUCAAGAAGGUAGUGCUGCCCCGUAGUUGUUUUGAUGACACGAAGGGUGCUAUUUUGAUAAAAAACCUUGCCGCCAAGGAACCUUCAGCACUUGGUUUGGACACUUAUUAUAAGCAGUAUUAUCUCUGCUUGGCUGCUGCUGCUGCCACUUUAAAGUGGACGGAAGCAGAAAAAGGGAUUGUUGUUACCAAUUACUCAUUGUCGGUCACCUUUAAUGGAUCAUUUGAUCACAUGAAUAUUGAUGCGACCAGUGUCUAUAAUUUGGAAAUUAUUGAGCCAUUUCAUUCUAACCUACUGGGAACAAGCAACAAAAAGAGAAGUCUGUUUCACAUGCUCAAAACAACGAAAACUAUUGGAGGGAGUAGACUGCUUCGUGCCAAUCUGUUGCAGCCUCUAAAAGAUAUUGAGACAAUCAAUGCUCGACUUGAUUGCCUACCAAAAAAAGUUACAGCUGAGGCCUUGGCAGUCGAUCGGGCAAAAAAGAGUCAGGUGCUAGUAUCUAGUGUGAUCCUUCUUAAGACUGCUUUGGAUGCCCUUCCGUUACUAUCUAAGGUGCUCAAGGAUGUGAAAAGUUCCCUUCUUUCAAAUAUCUACAAGUCAGUUUGUGAAAAUGAGAAGUAUGAUCUUAUUAAGAAAAGGAUAGGGGAGGUUAUUGAUGAAGAUGUACUUCAUGCACGUGUUCCUUUUGUUGCCUGCACCCAACAAUGCUUUGCUGUUAAGGCUGGAAUUGAUGGUCUCUUGGAUAUUUCACGAAGAUCAUUUUGUGAAACAAGUGAAGAAAUUGGUGUUACUCUCACAGCCAUCCACAAUCUUGCAAACAAUUAUCGAGAGGAUUUUAAGUUGCCCAAUUUAAAGCUUACCUUUAAAAACAGGCAAGGAUUCCACUUUGUAAUACCACAGAAGAAUAUUCAAGGAAAGCUUCCAAGCAAGUUCAUUCAGUUGAAUGCUAGGAAUAAAUCUGCAGCCGCAGAAUGCUAUACAAGAACAGAGGUUUGUCUGGAAGAACUUAUGGAUGAUAUUCGUGAGAAUGUCUCUGUGCUGACACUGCUAGCUGAAGUCUUGUGCUUGCUGGAUAUGAUUGUCAAUUCAUUUGCUCAUAUGAUAUCAACUAAGCCUGUUGAUAGAUAUACAAGGCCAGAAUUUACAGAGAAUGGGCCAUUGGCAAUUGAUUCUGGUAGACACCCAAUCCUGGAGUGCAUACACAACGACUUUGUUGCCAAUGAUAUAUUUCUGUCGGAAGCCUCAAAUAUGGUGAUUGUAAUGGGCCCCAAUAUGAGUGGAAAGAGUACAUACCUUCAACAAGUGUGUCUCAUAGUUAUUCUUGCUCAAGUAGGGUGUUAUGUCCCUGCUCGUUUCUCAACUCUCAGGGUAGUUGAUCGUAUGUUUACGAGGAUGGGUGCUGUUGAUAAUCUUGAAUCCAACUCUAGCACGUUCAUGACAGAGAUGAAAGAAACAGCUUUUAUCAUGCAGAAUGUCACGCGAAGGAGUCUGAUUGUUAUGGAUGAACUUGGAAGGGCUACUUCGUCCACGGAUGGAUUUGCAAUGGCGUGGAGUUGCUGCGAACAUCUUUUGUCACUUAAAGCGUAUACCAUAUUUGCCACUCAUAUGGAAAACAUAUCGGAGUUAGUAACGUUGUAUCCCAACGUGAAAAUUCUUCACUUUCAUGUCGACUUAAAGAACAACCACUUGGACUUCAAGGUGUUUCAACUCAAGGAAGGAACGACACGUAUCCCCCAUUAUGGCCUUCUAUUAGCAGAAGUGGCAGGAUUACCAAGUUCGGUUAUUGAGACUGCCAGAAUGAUCACAUCUAGGAUUUCAGAAAAGGCGUCGGCAGACAGUCGAAAUGCUUAG